AUGGGCACUUUCCUCCACGCAUGCGAGGGCGAGAUGGUGUGCGAGUCGAUCAACACAAAGAUACCCUACUUCAAUGCGCCGAUAUAUCUCGAAAACAAGGCAAGCCGACUCACGACCGCGAUCGGCAAAGUCGAUGAGAUCCUCGGCCCCCUCAACCAAGUUUACUUCACCAUAAAACCACAAGAAGGCAUCGUCGCGACUUCGUUCAAAUCCGGAGACAAAUUCUACAUUGGCGGAGACAAGCUAUUGCCGCUAGAGAAGUGA
Coniosporium apollinis CBS 100218 is the source of this 264-nucleotide messenger RNA. RefSeq lists its product as uncharacterized. Gene Ontology annotation, molecular function: box H/ACA snoRNA binding. The transcript is spliced from 2 exons. Bases 1 to 264 code for a protein of 87 amino acids. NCBI's taxonomy places the organism in Eukaryota, Fungi, Ascomycota, Dothideomycetes. Gene Ontology annotation, cellular component: box H/ACA snoRNP complex. Gene Ontology annotation, biological process: ribosome biogenesis; snoRNA guided rRNA pseudouridine synthesis. The record is from RefSeq and is a predicted model, not a curated record.